This is a messenger RNA of Balaenoptera acutorostrata (minke whale), 486 nucleotides long. Its product is annotated as ubiquinol-cytochrome-c reductase complex assembly factor 5. Lineage: Eukaryota; Metazoa; Chordata; Mammalia; Artiodactyla; Balaenopteridae. The transcript has 2 exons. The record is from RefSeq and is a predicted model, not a curated record. Bases 231 to 473 code for a protein of 80 amino acids.
CGCACUCAGAUUGGUGGAGCCGCUCCACAUUCUGGGUCCCGAGCUCAUCGCUGCUCUUUACCGGUUCCGCUCCUCACCUUCUUGGAGGUGGCCCAGGAUCGGGAUCGCACGGCCACCUGGCCGCCGGACUCAGCAAGGACGGGCAGGACGGCUUCGGCUUCAUCCGGGAGCUCCAGUCCAGGGGCUGGGACAGCUCCCGUCGCUCUUCGUUCCGCCGACAGCGGUCCGGCAUGUUUUCCAGGGCCCAGGUGAGGCGGGUUCUGCAGCGGGUGCCCGGGAAGCAGCGACUCGGCGUCUACAGGUUCCUGCCCUUCUUUUUUGUCCUGGGAGGAACGAUGGAAUGGAUCAUGAUUAAAGUGCGCGUGGGCCAGGAGACCUUCUACGAUGUCUACCGUAGAAAAGCCUCAGAAAGGCAGUAUCAGAGAAGGCUGGAAGAUGCAUCAGAGACUGAACUUCAGCAGUCAAUAAAGUGAAUAUGAAACUUUA